Messenger RNA from Sorghum bicolor (sorghum), 3644 nucleotides. Its product is annotated as SCY1-like protein 2. Bases 163 to 3042 code for a protein of 959 amino acids. Gene Ontology annotation, molecular function: protein kinase activity; ATP binding. NCBI's taxonomy places the organism in Eukaryota, Viridiplantae, Streptophyta, Magnoliopsida, Poales, Poaceae. The record is from RefSeq and is a predicted model, not a curated record. The transcript has 14 exons. Gene Ontology annotation, biological process: protein phosphorylation.
UUAAAAAACAAAAAAUAAAAACACACCCGUAAAGUAAUUAAACCAAACACGCGCUUCCACCGACCGAUCAGGCGACUCCCCUCCAAGAGGAAAAUCCACCACCGCGGCCGGGGCCUCCCAGAUCUCGCCGGAGGCAGCGGCAGCGGCGGCGGUUGGGGGGCGAUGGCGCUCAACAUGAAGACCCUGACGCAGGCGCUGGCGAAGGCGUCGGCGGUGAUCGAGAAGACGGUGUCCACGACGGUGCAGGAGGUGACGGGCCCGCGCCCGCUGCAGGACUACGAGCUGCUGGACCAGGCCGGGUCCGGCGGGCCGGGGCUCGCGUGGCGGAUCUACACGGCGCGGCCGCGGGACGGCGCCCCCUCGGCGCCCUACCCCGUCGUCUCCGUCUGGGUGCUCGACAAGCGCGCCCUCGCCGAGGCGCGGGCGCGGGCGGGGCUGUCGAAGGCGGCCGAGGACGCCUUCCUCGACCUCGUCCGCGCCGACGCGGCGCGGCUUGUGCGCUUGCGCCACCCGGGCGUGCUCCACGUCGUGCAGGCGCUCGACGAGACCAAGGCCGCCAUGGCCAUGGCCACUGAGCCUGUCUUCGCCUCCGUAGCCAACGCGCUAGGGUGCCUUGACAACGUCGGCAAGGUUCCCAAGGAGCUCAAGGGCAUGGAAAUGGGGCUACUUGAGAUUAAACAUGGACUGCUACAAGUUGCAGAGACGUUGGAUUUUCUUCAUAACAAUGCUCAUCUUGCCCAUCGAGCUAUAUCGCCUGAGACAGUCUUUAUAACUUCUAAUGGAUCUUGGAAGCUUGGUGGGUUUGGUUUUGCUCUUUCGGUUGAUCAAGCCACAGGUGGUUUGACUUCGUCACAGCUAUUCCAUUAUUCGGACUAUGAUGUCGAGGAUACAGCUUUGCCUCUUCAACCAUCAUUGAACUAUACUGCACCAGAAUUGGUCCGAAGUGGAGAUUCUAAAGUUGGCUCUGCUUGCGACAUGUUUAGCUUUGGAUGUCUAGCUUACCAUCUGGUUGCUCGUAGACCACUUCUGGACUGCCAUAACAAUGUUAAAAUGUACAUGAAUGCCUUGACAUAUUUAACCAGUGAAGCCUUUUCUAAUAUUCCUUCUGAUUUGGUAUCGGAUUUGCAAAGGAUGCUAUCGAUGGAUGCAGUAUCGCGUCCCAGUGCUAUGGCCUUUACAGGUUCUUCUUUCUUCCGGGAUGAUACGAGGUUGCGCGCUCUUCGUUUCCUUGACCAUUUGCUUGAGAGAGAUAAUAUGCAGAAGACAGAGUUUUUGAAGGCAUUAUCAGAUAUGUGGAAGGAUUUCGAUUCCCGAGUUCUUCGAUAUAAAGUUCUUCCUCCUCUUUGUGCUGAGUUACGCAACAUGGUUAUGCAGCCAAUGAUUUUGCCUAUGGUUCUAACGAUAGCAGAAUCUCAGGAUAAAGGGGAUUUUGAACUCGCAACACUGCCUGCGCUUGUUCCAGUGUUUACUUCAGCAUCAGGUGAAACUCUACUUUUGCUUGUGAAGCAUGCAGAUCUCAUCAUUAACAAGGCCACACAGGAACAUUUGAUAUCACAUGUUCUUCCAAUGCUGGUCCGAGCUUAUGAUGACAAUGAUCCCCGGUUACAGGAAGAAGUUCUGCGUCGAACAGUACCACUGUCUCGUCAACUUGACACCAAGCUAGUCCAACAGGCUGUGCUUCCUCGUGUACAUGGAUUAGCUCUAAAGACAACAGUUGCUGCGGUGCGUGUGAAUGCGUUGCGCUGUUUAGGAGAUCUUGUGCCAUCCCUGGACAAAGAAGGUAUACUGGGCACCUUGGAGACUAUUCGGCGUUGCACUGCUGUUGACCAUACUGCGCCAACUCUUAUGUGCACACUUGGUGUUGCUAAUGCAAUCUAUAAACAAUGCGGUGUUGAGUUUGCUGCGGAAUACGUGAUUCCUCUCAUCUUCCCAUUGCUCACAGCACAUCAACUGAAUGUACAGCAAUUUGCCAAGUAUAUGCUAUUUGUCAAGGACAUUACAAGCAAGAUUGAAGAGAAGCGUGGUGUGACAGUUACAGAUAAUGGGAACACAGAGGUAAAAGCAUCGCCUUCAUUGGCAAAUGGGAUCCAUUCUGAACCUAUGUCAGGACAAAUACCAGCUGCAAAGAGCAGCCCUGCAUGGGAUGAAGACUGGGGUCCUAAGAAAACUAGUGUUCCAUCUCUCUCAGCUGAUUCUAGUGCACAAACAAAGCAACCCUCAGUAGACCCUUUUGACUUCAGUACUCAAACAAAGCAACCCACAGCACUCCCCUUUGAUUUGAGCACCCGAGCAAAGCAGCCAUCAUUAGUUUCUCAGGUUACAGCAGCUACAAUCCCACCUGCGCAACCACAACCAUCACUACAAUCUCUUGUGCCCAGCUCAGGUCCUCAAACUUCUGGCUCAUGUGUUCCUGUUGACGUUGAGUGGCCUCCUCGAAGAACGUCGUCAUCCGACUUCAAUGCGCCCUUGUCUAUUAGCAAGGAGAAUGAUUCUGGAAGGCUGUCUAGCGAUGGACUUGAUGAUAUUGAUCCUUUUGCUGAUUGGCCCCCAAAACCUAGCAAUGUUACUAGCAUUUCAGCAACCGAGCAUCGACCUAGCAUAAAUCAAAAUAUUUCUGGAUUUAGCUCAGGUAACAUAGGGUUUGGUGGCAGCAGGAAUUCUAUAGGGCAAACAAAAAGCAACCAAAUGUGCUGGUCAAACACGUCUAAUCUAAUGGGCAUGAACUCAACUGGCAGCUAUUUGAAUCAGGGCAGUGCAGCUCUAGGUUUUGGAAAUUCAAUUGGAGGAUUGAGCACAGGUCUCUCCAAUCCAAGUAGUUCUGGUACAGGCCUGAGCAUGAUGCAACCAAAAUCUGAUUUUGGAUCACUGUCCAUGUCGGCCAACAAUGCCGCACAUGGCCCACCCAGACUUGCCCCUCCUCCAUCCACUUCAGUUGGAAGAGGGCGUGGUAGAAAUCAGGGACAGUCAGCACUCUCUCGAGCAUCAAGGCCGCCUCAUUCCAACUCGUCAUCAGGACAACAACCUAUCCUGGAUUUACUUUAGUAAGAGAGGCUCGCUGCUGUUCUUCCUGUUCCGAUUGUCAAUGUGUACAUCUUCAAACCUUUGUAAGGUGAGCGUCAUACUGUUCUUUUGGACAUGCAUGUGGCGAAAUAUUUUUUUUGUUCAUUUUGAAGCUGGAUGGUCCUGGUUUAUAGUCUGAAGGAAUUCUACUUUUGGGAAAUCGGGAUCUUGCAGAGGUUACCUUUUCUCAUGCUUCCAUGUUUAGGGUUUUGAUUUGGGCAUUGAGGCCAUCUUCACAUUGUUGACAGAAGAAAUGUUGUUGUGUAUAGUUCUGUCCAAACUCGGCUGUAGCUUGUAGAGUUGAUGAAUAUAGUUGACAUGUUUAUCUGGGCUGUGAAGUUUUGAAUGUUUACAUUGUACAACAAUGUUUAAUGGGCCUUAUAGGUGCACCUUGCUCAUGUACUCUAUGCUCCCCCCCCAACAUCAUGUAAUUCAUCAGUCAAGGCCCGUGUUGUGUACGUAGUCUGUUGAAUUAAGGCCUAUGGGCAAUUCCGCUUCUAUGUUGUUUGGAGAAACCGUUGCUGGUACAAGCACAUCUGUUAUGAAUGAUAUCCCACAACUGUGUAAAGUCGAUCUUUAUGUUU